Lachancea meyersii CBS 8951 is the source of this 1389-nucleotide messenger RNA. The record is from the annotation of a GenBank genome assembly. NCBI's taxonomy places the organism in Eukaryota, Fungi, Ascomycota, Saccharomycetes, Saccharomycetales, Saccharomycetaceae.
AUGGAAAGAGCUCUUAAGCUAGACCAUCAAUACCCCGCUACUCACCGAGAUGCAUUUUGCAUUCCCACCUAUGGAUCAAUGGGUCUGAGAAGUGACGGAGCUAAAGCGUCAGAUUACUCACCCGUUACUUAUCUGUGCGGAAACUCGCUAGGAUGCAUGCCCAAAUCUACGAGGAAUGCAAUCAGCCAAGAAUUGGAUGCUUGGGCUGACCGUGCUGUAGAGUCUCACUUUCGUCAUCGUGGAGAGCAGCAAGGAUUGACCUCCUGGAUGGAUAUCGAUUUGCCGUUGUCCAAUCUUCUACCAUCAUUGGUCGGCGCUUUGGAAUCUGAAGUUGCAGUGAUGGGCUCCUUGACUUCGAAUCUUAACGCUCUUAUGGUUUCUUUCUACCGUCCUACUUCCACUAAGUUUAAAAUUCUAUGUGAAAAGGGCGCGUUCCCAUCAGACUUUUAUGCUUUCUACAACCAAUGCGCAAUCCACAACUUGGAUCCAGAUGAGGCUCUCAUUAGAUUGGAAGCCCGAGAAAGCGAGACGUUUUUGCGUACCGACGAUAUAAUCAAGGCGAUAAGCGACAACAAAGACGAGCUGGCAUUGAUUUGCUUACCAGGCAUUCAAUACUACACUGGACAGUGGUUCGACAUGGAAAAGAUCACCAAGUUUGCUCACCAGUGCAAGGGCAUUGUGGUUGGAUGGGACUUGGCACAUGCUGUCGGUAACGUUCCGCUCGGGCUACACGACUGGGGCGUUGAUUUUGCAUGUUGGUGUUCUUACAAGUAUCUGAAUGCUGGUCCCGGUGCAAUUGCGGGCAUAUUUGUGCAUGAGAGACACACUCAAGUAGGAUCAUCGGAAAAACAAUCGUACCUUCCCCGUUUGGCAGGGUGGUGGGGUAACAACAGAGAGAGGAGAUUCCAAAUGAAAGAGAUUUUUGAACCUAUCUCUGGAGCUUUAGGGUUUCGUCAGUCGAACCCCAGCGUGAUUGACGUAGUCGCACUAAGAUCAUCCCUAGAGGUCAUCAAAGAUUUCGGCGGUAUCAAUGCAAUGAGAGAAAGAUCUCUGUUAUUAACCAACUAUCUAAUGGAAUUGCUGAUGGAAUCGCGGUUCUACCACAAGUCAGCUCCAAACGGAGUUUCGGCACCAGGGUUUACAAUUCUCACGCCACCGGAAGAAAAGGACCGUGGUGCUCAACUCUCGCUGUUAUUGUUCCCUCAUCACUCUGAUCGCAAAUUAGACACAAUGGAAAGAGUCUUCGAAUAUAUGAAUGAACGAGGAAUAAUUGUGGAUGAACGUCGACCUAACGUGAUUCGGAUUGCACCCGCACCACUUUAUAAUACGUUUCAAGACGUGUUUAGGGCCGUUGAUAUUCUCGAUGAAGCUCUAGAGUCGAUUAUUUGA